This is a messenger RNA of Coffea arabica (coffee), 2606 nucleotides long. Its product is annotated as probable LRR receptor-like serine/threonine-protein kinase RKF3. Gene Ontology annotation, biological process: protein phosphorylation. Lineage: Eukaryota; Viridiplantae; Streptophyta; Magnoliopsida; Gentianales; Rubiaceae. The record is from RefSeq and is a predicted model, not a curated record. Gene Ontology annotation, molecular function: protein kinase activity; ATP binding.
CAAACCCCCCCGAACCGAUGUGGGAUAGAAACCCCACAGGGGUGCCCCGCUGCUAAGAAGUAAAGACCCCCCAGACACCCACUGAAAUGGAGAGAUCACCUCCCCAAACCCCCCCAAUUAGGCAAUUACUACUAAUGUCAAGUGUAUACGGUUUGUAUUAUUACUGCAACAAGAAGUUCUACUUCAUUCCCAAUCUCCCACCACCAAUGAACACCUCGUCAUUUAUUGACGCCUAGCCUACUGAAUUUUGUUGCUGGGCAUCAUCCAAUCAAAGCCUCAGAAUUCCUCGCUCUCUCCCUUCAGAGAGGUCCUCUAGAUUCAUUGAUAUGCAUCCUCUGAUUUUCUUCUUCAUCGUUCAUCUGUCUCUGCAAACUCAGCUCAUUUCUCUCCCCGUCUUUGCCCGGCAACUCCCCGGCCGCACCCUCCUCCAGAACCCCAACGCCUCCUCCUCCUGCCCCCUCGACUUUAAUAUCCUCCGCCAGUUGUUCCAGGGUUCCACUCGCCCCAACUUGGACACCUCCACUCAGUGCCAAUACAGCCGCCAAUCCCUCCGACUCGUCCUCUCCGACUAUCUCAGGCGCACCAACUCCUUCCUCCCUCCUCUCAGCUCCGCCGACUCCUGCUGGCAGGCUUACCAGUCUUUAGUCAACGAAUUCGUCCCCAGCAUGGACAUCCGCCGAUCCUGCGGCUUCCAGACUAGCUGGAUCUCCGAGGGCUGCAUGGGCAUCACCACCCGCGCCCGGUUCGAGUCCACCGUUUCUCAAUCUGCCCUACACGACGUUGUUUCCAAUUGCAACCAGUCCCUCGAGAACGGCUCCCCUUGUGCCGCGUGUACCACCAGCCUCUCCAGCCUCCUCGCCUCCUACCUCACCGGUCCCUCUGUCGGUAACCUCACCGACUGCACAGCCUACGGCUCCAUUUACGCCGCCGCCUUCGCCAACCAAUUCGGGCCCACUGACAAGGGUACCGCCAAAUGCUUGUUUUCCCUCGAUUUCGCUGCCACCAAUUCCAGUAAUAAGCGGAAAAGGAUCGAAGUUAGCGUGAUUGUGGUGGUAGGUGUGGUGGUUCUGGUCGUCCUUUUUUCCGGGCUCUGGUUCUGCCGUCAAAGAAGGAAAAGGAAAAUAAAAGCCAGCGAAAGAUGGAAAUUAAGCCAGGCAAACUCAGGUUCUGGCCCCGCCGCUUCUGGGUUGGAUUCAAUAAGUGGGAGCACUAAUUUAGUUAGGUUCACACUUGACGAAAUUAAGGCUGCCACCAACAAUUUUUCGAGGGAGAACAUAAUUGGAAGAGGAGGGUAUGGGAACGUGUACAAGGGUGUGUUGCCUGAUGGCUCUGAAGCGGCAUUGAAGAGGUUCAAGAAUUGUUCUGCUUUCGGGGAUGCCACUUUCACGCACGAGGUUGAGGUCAUUGCCAGCAUUAGGCAUGUCAAUCUCGUAGCUUUGAGAGGGUAUUGCGUGGCUACCGCUCCUUAUGAGGGUCACCAGAGGAUUAUUGUGUGCGAUCUGAUUAUGAAUGGGAGCCUUCACGACCAUCUAUUUGGAUUGAAUGAGAACAAGCUCAGUUGGCCAACUCGUCAAAAGAUUGCACUUGGGACGGCGAAGGGCUUGGCCUAUUUGCAUUACGGUGCACAACCUGCCAUAAUUCACAGGGACAUCAAAGCAAGUAAUAUACUUUUAGAUGAAACCUUUGAGCCUAAGGUGGCAGAUUUCGGAUUGGCUAAGUUUACCCCGGAGGGAAUGACUCACUUGAGCACUAGAGUGGCCGGCACCAUGGGAUAUGUGGCACCUGAGUAUGCUUUAUACGGGCAGCUAACUGAGAGGAGUGAUGUAUAUAGCUUCGGGGUUGUGCUUCUUGAGCUUUUGAGUGGGAAGAAAGCCAUUAUAGCAACUAACGAUGGCCAGCCUGUUGUUGUCACUGAUUGGGCUUGGUCGUUGGUGAGGAAUGGUAGAGCGCUAGAUGUUAUAGAAGAUGGUAUGGCUGAAAUGGGUCGUCCAGAAGUGUUGGAGAAAUAUGUGCUGAUUGCUGUUCUUUGCUCACAUCCGCAAUUGUAUGCCCGACCAACCAUGGACCAGGUUGUGAAGAUGUUGGACACUGACGAUGUGCCUGUUCCAUCAGUACCUGAACGUCCAAUUCCUCUUACUGCUGAUAUUGAUGAUAUCCAGAGAUCUGCCAGUAGUAGUGGCUCUGGUCAUCUGUCAACCGCUAAUGGUUACCAGCCAUACACACAGGAGAGAGAAUACUCCGAGACGCCCAAGGAAAUUCAAGAAAGCCCUCUUAGGAGAUAAAAAAAUGGUUAUCGUGAUUCUCUGUUAUUUUUUUACCGGAAAUUGGCAGAAGGCGCCUAUACUGGAAUUUUCUUUCCAUAGAUUUUUUUGGCCUAAUUCUUUGCUCAUUAUUAGAUUGUGCGAUUCUGAAAAUCAGAAUCACUAACACGGUAACAUCCACCAUUGUACAGUGUAUAGGUGUAGAACCAAUGUACAUAUUUGACCCCCUAGAGUUCAGAUUUUCCAAAGAACGAACGAUUGUUUUCCUGCUGUACCCCAAAAAACAUCAUCCCACAUCCAUCUUGAUCUCUUUAUGCCUAAAUAUUAAAUUGGUGAUUCUUCAUU